Messenger RNA from Penicillium subrubescens, 3519 nucleotides. Its product is annotated as OTU family ubiquitin thioesterase. Gene Ontology annotation, molecular function: ubiquitin binding; cysteine-type deubiquitinase activity. NCBI's taxonomy places the organism in Eukaryota, Fungi, Ascomycota, Eurotiomycetes, Eurotiales, Aspergillaceae. Gene Ontology annotation, biological process: protein K48-linked deubiquitination. The transcript is spliced from 9 exons. Gene Ontology annotation, cellular component: nucleus. The record is from RefSeq and is a predicted model, not a curated record. The coding region runs from base 1528 to 3003 and encodes 491 amino acids.
AUAUUAUUCUUUGAUUUAAUUCUGAUUCUAUGACAGUAUUUUCCUUUUCCUGGGGAGUGGUUCUGGUUGGGUACGGAACGAGUUACCGAACUACUGCCUCUAGGAUCUUAGUCCCUGAACGGAGGAGGGCCUCACAUAUCCUGCUCUUCUUAUAGGUUUGUUUCCUCUUUAUUUGGCUGGCAUUUGCUCCGUAUUGUUUUUCCCUUUUUCCCUUCUCGAUUCCUUCGGGAGAUCUCCGUGCUCUUGGGAUCGUCAAUCCAACAGUCCAUCGCGACUUAUUAUUCAAAGUCAAUCCGUCCUUCCCGCGGGCAUUGUUUCGGUCUCUGUUACCUGUCCAUCAAUCCCAUCAGCGACUUCUUUCUGCUUCGCCUCGUGUUUCGUCAACUGGAUCAUUUCCUCGUCCAGUUAAAAAAACGAUUAAAACCAAAAUAAUCAUCAAUCACAACUCAAUCCUUUUUUGCACCCUGCCAACUACUUGACCCUCAAAUUGCACGGAGUACCAUCCUGCUGGGUCUGGACAUCCCCCCUCUUCUUUCCCACGAACUCCGCCAAUAUUUUCUUCUUCUUUACUUCUUCUUCUUUACUUCUUCUUCUCUUCUCUUAUUCUUCCCGACUUUGAUUUCUUCAUCAUCAUUCUUAACCGUCCUUUCCUUCUUGAUAUUCUCCACCCUCCAUUCCCUACUCCUCCACAUCGACUGGCUUCCCCCCCUCCAUGAUUAGAUCAUCCACGUGUGCCCACCAGUGAUCGUGGAGGCCCAAAACGUCCCUAUUCUCGAAUCCCCAAGGGUCUGAGCUCUUCUCCAUCAACCCCCCCUGCUUUUUCCUCCUCCCCGAUCGCUGGCUUCUUUUCUUUUUUGGCGUGAUCCCAAUUCUCCUUGGCCCUUUCCCGCGCGACUCUUGGCUGCUCUCAAUCCUCCCCACGACCAGCCCCCCCCCCAAUCGACUGUCAACUCGACUUUGAUGGUCGGGCGGUCUGUCAUUGUUGUCCACUUUCUUCCCCUCUCCCACUCUACUGCUAGCAACUGGCUUGAUCGUCCGGGAAUCUUCUCCGUCUGCCAUCUUCGUGCUCGCUCUCGGCUUUGCCUGGGAUUCCCGGUCCACACCUUCAGAUACUGAGGGGUAGAUCGUCCUGACUGGUUCGUGCACUCUUGGGCCUUCCGUGGGGGAUGAUCUCGCGCCAACUACCAACCACAUCGUCGUCGCGGCAGUCGAUUGGAAGUCGUCAGCUCGAACACUCUGACAUCAUCUCAUCAUCGUGACUAUCACGGUUUCGUUGAAGGUGACUCUGGGCCUAUCUGUCACCCAAAGAUAAUUUCCCAGAGUGUCGGAACCCCUUGCAGCGUUGUACAACGACCGUAAGGCACCACUUCCGUGAUCCGUGAUCCGAUUCAGAAAGGAAAGGGUUCCUAGGGAGAUGUCAAUAUCCUCAAUCGUUGAAGCACAUUGAUUCUACCCUGUGGAUAUCCAGUCCACGCUUCAAAGCCAUACAUAGCACUCCGCUUGUUAUCUCCUCCCCGGUUGUAUGCGAUGUCCUUGUCAAAACUUCCCUGGAAUCAUUUCGGUCCUCACCAUCCAUUCCCGGAAAAACAGAAGUUCCACGGCUGUUACCAGGACGCUCUUGCCCCACCAGCUUUCCUUCGCCCACUAGGCUUGUCAAUACAGGCCGCCUUUGUCCCCGUACCCUCCACCAUGAGCAACUCUAGCAACAUGAAUGCGCUCUCCCCAGACGAGAUGCAGCGCUUUCAGAAGCUGUCCAAUGAAUUUGAACCAGAUGUACCGGGACUCUUGGUCUCACCGAAACAAUCAAGUCACAACAUUGCCCUAGAGUAUGCCAAUGCAGACCCUACUUUUGCCACAAAAACCUCUGCACUUGCUGUCACACACCCUAUGACCCGCGUCAUGAAGGGUGAUGGGAAUUGCGGCUGGCGAGCUGUGGCUUUUGGCUACUUUGAAACCCUCUUUUCCCUCCGAGACAUCCUGCGCGUUGAACAGGAACUCGCCCGUAUCAAGUCCCUCACUUACACUCUGGACCGUGUUGGCUAUGCAGAACAUCUGUAUGAGAUGUUCAUUGAUGCCACGGAAGAGGUCUUUUUGCAAACUUCCGAAGCUAUCCGAAAUGGUGAUCAGGAUGAAACAUUCCUGGUCAACGCCUUCAACAAUGAAUACCAGUCAAAUUCCAUCUUGAUGCACUUCAGACUUUUGACCAGCGCUUGGAUGAAGCUGAAUCCCGUACGCUAUCAAGCAUUCUUGUCUGCUCCGUUGGAACAAUAUUGCGCCUCAGAGAUUGACACAGUGAGAACUGAAAUCGACGAAGUCGGCCUGCAAGCCUUGGUUGAUGGAGUCAUUCAAGGUGCUGGCUUUGGAGUCGAGGUUCUGUAUCUCGACCGAAGCGAGGGCGAUGCCGUGACACCACACCAGGUAUCGCCAACUUGCCCCAGCGAUGCUACGAUCCGUCUUUUGUACCGACCGGGCCACUAUGAUAUCAUCUACCGCGCCGAACAGACUGUAAACAUGGCACCCGUCGUCAACUAUCAAUACGCGAUGACGACUAACUAUUCUCCCUGGGACCAAGGUGCUCUCUCCUUCGACGUCAAUUCCCAUUUGAUGUCUAUCCCCAAUCUGAUGGCCGAUCCGGCAUUCGCUAUGGGCGGUGCCUCCAUGUCGCCAAUUCCCUCUGUCUCGCCAACUCCAGCAAGCCCAUACCGACUAUCUCCAACCCAGGAUAUGUACCAGUCACCCAUGCAAUCUCACACACCUAUUCCAUCCAUACCUGUCUCAUCGCCUACGCCGGCCAUGCCAUCGGCAGCACCCCCGCCAAUGACCUCUCUGCCAAGUCGGUCAUCAGAUGGGCCUCAGAUUCGCUUGAAUCCAUUGGUCAUGAAACCGAAUCUGAAUCACCUACCAGUGACGGCUCCAUUUAAGAACUCGCCGUACAACCAGGCACAUUUCAGGAAUCAAGAUUUCGAGCCGAUCCAUUGGGAACCAAACGAAAAUCGCAGAUGAUAAUGAUGAUGAAGCUACGAAAUCCCUUUCAAAAGGAAACGCGCGACGAUUAUCCCGCAGGGAACGUCCUUGUUCCAAUUCCCUUUCGCAUGUGUGCAUGAGACCUGGACUUGGCGUUUUUGUUUUUUUUUUGCUCCCUGGUCUCUCGUUUGUUCCUUUCCAGCCCAUUUCUUCUUUCUCUUCCAGUUGGUCUUCGAACCUGCAUCUCUCAGAAGCGGCCCCGUUUACCACCCCCUGAUGCCAAAGUCUAGCCUUUCCAUCUUUAUUCUUACCUGACCGGCCUUCCUUGAUGACUGUCUUCUUAGCGUGGGUGUGCAGCGCGUUGCAUGGAUGGUCCGAGCGUUUAUCCUGCCCUUUUGUUCUCCUCAUAACUCCAAUUUUUCCAAAUUGUUAUCCGUGGAUGGUUCGAAUCAUCCAGGUAAUUACUUGCACUCUAUGUUCGCUCUCCUGGAUUGAGCUAUGAAGCAGUGUAGUGCAUGUGAAACAGAGGACUUAUUUCAACAAAAUUGUCCCCAG